This is a messenger RNA of Erinaceus europaeus (western European hedgehog), 1582 nucleotides long. It is a transcript of the gene KLK11, whose product is annotated as kallikrein related peptidase 11. Bases 448 to 1221 code for a protein of 257 amino acids. Gene Ontology annotation, biological process: proteolysis. Lineage: Eukaryota; Metazoa; Chordata; Mammalia; Eulipotyphla; Erinaceidae. The record is from RefSeq and is a predicted model, not a curated record. The transcript is spliced from 6 exons. Gene Ontology annotation, molecular function: serine-type endopeptidase activity.
AGAAACAUAGAGAAAAGAAUGAGGGAGGGGAAAGAGGGAGGGUAGGUGAAGGAAGGAAGGAAGCCAGGGAAGGAAGGAGGGCAGAGAAAGGCACAGAGAAACAGAAAGAAUGACAGACCCAUAAUUCCAGAAAAGGAGCACACGGCGGAGGUAGAGAGAUCCUAAGCAGGGAGGAAGGAUGCAGACAGAGAGGCAGGCAGGCGAGCAGGCAGAGAGACACAGAAGCACAGAGAAACAGAGGGAAGAGGGGCUUGGAGAGGUGAGGCAGGUGGGCUGACCUGGGGAGGGCCCCCACAUCCACCCCACCCCCAGGCGAUAAGGCAGGGCCCAGAGAGCUGUCAUCAGGGCCCGCCCGCUGCCUGGUGCCUGCUCUGAGACCCAGCCUGAGCCUGCCGCUGCCACCACCACCGGCCCCUAGAGCCCCAGCCCCAGCACCCACCCCGGGGCAUGCCUUUACUGCCCCAGGCCAUGACGGCUGUGCAGUUGAUUGUGCUUGCUAUGGUGACAGGGCAUGUAGGAGGCGAGACCAGAAUCAUCAAGGGGUAUGAGUGCCCCCCUCACUCCCAGCCCUGGCAGGCGGCUCUCUUCCAGAAGACUCGGCUGCUCUGUGGGGCAACCCUCAUCGCCCCCAGAUGGCUCCUGACAGCAGCCCACUGCCGCAAGCCCCAGUACUUGGUGCAUCUCGGUGAACACAACCUCCAGCGGCCAGACGGCUGUGAGCAGACCCGGACAGCCACCCAGUCCUUCCCGCAUCCCGGCUUCAACAACAGCCUCCCCAACAAGGACCACCGCAAUGACAUCAUGCUGGUGAAGAUGACCACAGCGGCCCUCAUCACUCGGGCCGUGCAACCCCUCACCCUGUCACCGCACUGCGUCUCAGCCGGCACCCGCUGCCUCAUCUCCGGCUGGGGCACCACGUCCAGCCCCCAGUUGCACCUGCCUCACACCCUGCGUUGUGCCAACAUCAACAUCAUUGAGCACAGGGAGUGUGAGGACGAAUAUCCCGGCAACAUCACGGAGACCAUGGUGUGCGCCAGUGUUCGGGAGGAAGGCAAGGACUCCUGCCAGGGUGACUCUGGGGGCCCUCUGGUCUGCAAUGGGUCUCUCCAAGGCAUAAUCUCCUGGGGCCAGGAUCCCUGCGCUGUCUCCAGGAAACCCGGUGUCUACACAAAGGUCUGCAAAUAUGUAGACUGGAUCCAGGAGGUUAUGAAAAACAAUUAGCUGGGAACAGCUCACCAGAACCCAGUAGCCUCCCCGCCCCCUGGCCAAUACACCCCACACCCUCCCGCACCCCUUGCCCCUCUGUCCUGGACCCUCUGGUGAUGCAGUCCUGUCCAUUCAGCUAGCAGGACGCCAGCCUCCAUCUGUGGGCCUCCUGGAGCAGGAGAGAUGCUGCAGCUGGGGUUUGGAGUUCAUGAGGCCUAGGUUCAAAUUCAGCCUGGUGCAGGAGCGGCAGAUGCCCCUGUAACACUGCCCUGGGCACACACGUGCUGCAUCUCUCUGUAACCGUGGAGUGAAAUGACUGUCCCCAGCACUAAAGACAAUAAACAUCAGUUAGACAAAAGAAGCUGUGAAGUGCUUA